UAUCUCAGUUAUAUUUAAGAAUUCGUUGCAAUAACAACUGUCUGAAAAUGAGAAUAUUUAUAAUUCUGUCAUUGGUGGCGUUGGCGGUUGCUGACAUAACGUACUUCACUACAGCUGAUGAUAAUAUCGAUCUGGAUACGCUGAUGAAGAACUCGGAGCUGGUCAAAUGGCAUAUGGACUGUUUCGUCGAUCGCAGGCCGUGCGAACCCUUCAGUCAAUCAUAUAAGGACAACAUGGUCGAAGCUGUCUCUACUGCCUGCCGGAGAUGUACCCUAGCCCAGAAGAAUAGAUGGAACAAGUUCUUAUCGGGACUCAAGCGUGAUUAUCCGUGGGAAUAUGAGGCUUUCCAGAAGAAAUACGAUCCUGAUAAUAUUUAUAUGGUCACCUUUGAAAAUGCAGUAGCAGAUUACUAGAACUUGUAAUACACGACGCUUCUAUGCAAACCAGUUGAGUUAUCUUUCUUAGCCUUAAAUAUAUGUUUCAAGUUAACUCACAUUACAUAUAUAGAAAUACCUGGACAUGAAAAAUUUAAUCGUACAUUUAGGGU
Pieris napi is the source of this 547-nucleotide messenger RNA. RefSeq names its product ejaculatory bulb-specific protein 3-like. The record is from RefSeq and is a predicted model, not a curated record. The coding region runs from base 48 to 413 and encodes 121 amino acids. NCBI's taxonomy places the organism in Eukaryota, Metazoa, Arthropoda, Insecta, Lepidoptera, Pieridae. The transcript is spliced from 2 exons.